Filobasidium floriforme is the source of this 2239-nucleotide messenger RNA. RefSeq lists its product as uncharacterized. Bases 58 to 1977 code for a protein of 639 amino acids. The transcript is spliced from 10 exons. Lineage: Eukaryota; Fungi; Basidiomycota; Tremellomycetes; Filobasidiales; Filobasidiaceae. The record is from RefSeq and is a predicted model, not a curated record.
ACGCAGCCCGGAACCCUUGAUUGACAUAGACAUAUGACACAUCCCAGCUGAAACGAAAUGCCAGAGCAACAGAGCUCUGCAAGAAGAGAUCGAUCGGCCUCGUCCGAGCUCUCGGAUGCCCCGAUCCCUUCAUCAAAAUCUUCGUCAAAGAAACCGGAACAGAUUCUCGUCUCGGACAGUACUCAAGCCUACGUGGCCAAGCCAGCGGCCAAAAAGACUGCAGCGGGAGGCAAGGCUUCAUCAUCGAAACAAACCAAUGGCAAGGAUGUCAAGCAGAGUAACGGGAGCAGUUCAAAAAGGGCGAGCACGGUCGUAGCUCGGAGCAGGGUGUUUUGGGGCAGAAAGGCUCAGGUGGAUUGCGAUUACGAGGUCGAAGGACCGAUCAAGGACGAUUGGCAGGUAGCCUACGUCUGGGCUUUCCUGAUCAAGUUUCGACGCGAUAAUGUCCCAGCGGACGCCGAGAGAUUUCAGAAGACGAACGUCGUCACGGAACUCAAGACGGUCGAUGAGUUCGAGACAUCACUGAGGAGCGAAGUGCCAGACGAAGGAUUGACCGAGGCGCUUGUGGUGCUGGUGAGGCCGCUGUGGAGGGCAAUGGCGGACGCGUUGGAGGACAAGGAGAAGAAAGACCUUUUGAGGCGGAAAGGAGCCAAGGCUAAGCACACGCCUUCCAAAGCACUACUCGGAUUACGGGAAGCUAUCAACCGGGACAACAUCAUCGACAAGCUAUCACAUCUGAUUGACGAUCGCCUGAAACCGGGAUGUCCCCUGAGCGUCUUUGACGCGUACAUCUUUUCCAAGACGGAACACUAUGACACAGAGGAAUCCGCCAAAGAGGCCGACAUAUUGGCGGCCAAGGAUGUCAACACGCUCGAGUACCGCGAGAUGAAGGAGAACGACCCUCUUUCCGAUAGGUCCGAGAACAAUCCUCUCCGUUCGCAAGGUUUCUGGACAUCGCCGUGGUCGGUCAAAAUCAAGAUCAUGAGGCAACUCGUCGACUGGAAUCUCUCGGAUACGGAUGUGCACGAUAUCAUCACCCACACUCGGGCCAAGGGGAAAGUGCCAACGCCGUAUGAUAUCAACAGGGCGGACAAGGGUAGCGAGCAGCAGCAUUGGCAGGUGAUCGAAGACACAUGGAGGGUUUACGGUAUCAAGAAGCCAUUGCAAAUUCAUGGCUCGACCAUUACAUGUGCUUCGACGAAAGAAGAGUACUAUGAUCUCAUGAACAGGCAUCUUGCCAAAGAACAAAAGUUGCCUGACAUGAAGAAGGAACAGGCUCUCGCGUCCUCGAAAACAAAAGCCGUUCAGCUGCGGAAUGCUGCUAUCCUCGCUGAGCGAGACGUCGACUUUGGGAAAUUCCUGCAGGGCAGAGUAGAAGGGAUUGAGGCCAAGUUCGAGGAAAUCGAGAGACAGCGUGAAGCGUUGAUAUUGAAAAAGGCAAAGGCGGCGGAGCGGGAAGCUAGGGAAGCUCGACGGAUCGCAUCGCUACCGAUCAUCACCAAGUACGGGCGGGCGACACGAAGUAGGACUAAAGUGAAUUAUUCCGAGCAAAACGACGAGGUUGAUGACGACGAUGACGGCAAGAUCGAGUACCGUUCGAGGCGAGACACGAAUGGAGACAAUUCCGACGCUGGAGACUACCGUUCUUCGUCUGCUGAAGCCGAAGCACCAGCUCACGGCCGGAACACUCGAAACAGCCGCACGAGCGCUCUCACGGCCGCACACGGCUACGCUACUCGAGGAACGACGGCGUCAACUUUCGGUGACGUCGAUGGUGAUGCCAGUCGUGCGGCUACUGAAUCGGCGAACGAGGACGAGGAAGCUAUGCAAGAGGACGACGCUUCCGAUAUCGAGGAGAUUUCGGACGGAGACGGCCGCAAGAGACGGCAUAGCGACGUGGACCACGACGAAGAGGAUGAACCCGCAACGAAGAAAAUUCAUCUGGAUGACCAAGACGACGAGCCCGAGGAGGAAUGAGGAAUGUAGUUACGAACAACCUGCACUGUAUGCUCAAAUCGCAUUUGCUGUCCACCAUAUAUGUCUCCAUCAUUCGGGUACUAAACCGCUUCCGCGUGCCUUGCUAGUCCUCUCUGGAUGUGCAUCGGCUUGCCGUUGUAUCUCGAUCUGGAGAAUUCUAAUCCACUUGUCUCGCUCCAGCUAUAUAACAAAGAGCAGGUCAAUAAUGUACACGUGAUUAAUCCGAGCACUGAGCGUACCUUUGAUCUCGCUCGGAAAAGUA